Molecule: messenger RNA, 2896 nt
Organism: Myotis davidii
Lineage: Eukaryota; Metazoa; Chordata; Mammalia; Chiroptera; Vespertilionidae
Gene: COBL
Product: cordon-bleu WH2 repeat protein
Exons: 17
Coding region: 1-2823 (940 amino acids)
Biological process (GO): actin filament polymerization; actin filament network formation
Cellular component (GO): terminal web; dendritic growth cone; ruffle
Molecular function (GO): actin monomer binding
Source: RefSeq, a predicted model, not a curated record
AUGAGGGCUCCUCUUGCUGACAGCCUCCUGCCUCGCAGUGGCCGGGCCGCGGGGUGGGCGGGACGGGUGUUCCGCCUGAUUCAGUUUGUCCUGAUGUCGCCCCGGCACAUCCUCCCUGUGAUGGACCAGGGACCAGAGCUGGGGCUGCAUUCACCCUGGAGCCUGGGCACUGCCUGCUGCGGGUCCGGGGGACGACGUCCAUGCUGGACGCAGCGCUUCAUUGGUCCCCUGUCGUCCCUCAGGAGGAAGAUGAAGGCUCGUGCCCCGCCUCCCCCGGGGAAGGCCGCCACCCCCACCGGGCAGAGGGCACCGAGCCCCCAGCGCAGCGCGUCCCGCGGGCGCCAGCAGGACCUGCUGCACAUGAAGGAGAACCUGCGGGAGCGGGCGCUGGACCUCACGGUGGUGCUGCCCAGCGGGCUGGAGCGGAGGAGCGUGGUCAGCGGGCGCCACGCGAUGAUGGACCUCCUGGUGGAGCUCUGCCUGCAGAACCACCUGAACCCGUCCCACCACGCCCUGGAGGUCUGGCCCCCGGAAGCCCAGCAGCCUCUGAGCUUCAAGCCAAACACGCUGGUCGGGGCCCUGAACGUGCACACCGUGUUCCUGAAAGAGAAGGUUCCCGACGAGAAGGCCAAGCCUGGCCCCCCCAAGAUGCCCGAGAAGUCCGUGCGCCUGGUGGUGAACUACCUGCGGACGCAGAAGGCCGUGGUGCGCGUGAGCCCCGAGGUGCCCCUGCACAGCCUCCUGCCCGUCAUCUGCGCCAAGUGCGACGUGAGCCCCGAGCACGUGGUGCUGCUCAGGGACAACGUGGCGGGCGAGGAGCUGGAGCUGUCCAAGUCGCUCAGCGAGCUGGGCAUCAAGGAGCUCUACGCCUGGGACAACCAGAGAGAAACCUUCAGGAAGUCCUCCUUCGGCAGCGAUGAGACGGAGACGGAGAAGAAGAAGUUCCUCGGGUUCUUCAGAGUGAACAAGAGAGGCAACGGCAAGGUGGAGCAGGGCCGGCUGUCGGCGGACAGCGACGAGGACACCGUGAAGCUGGCGCCGGGCAGGGGCUCCCACGGCUCUCUGACGACGCCAAACUCCCCGUCCGUGAAUUCCCGCUCCAUCACGCUGGGCCCCUCGCUCUCUCUGAGCAACAUCUCGGGGGUGUCCGUCAAGUCCGACGUGAAGAAGCGCCGGGCCCCGCCGCCUCCGUCCCUGCCCGGGGCCGGGCCGCCCGCGCAAGACAGGGCAUCGGAGAAGAUGUCCCUGGGCUCCCAGAUGGACCUGCAGAGGAAGAAGAGGCGGGCGCCCGCGCCCCCGCCGCCCAGCCCCCUGGUGCCCCUGCGCACGGAGGACCGCGAGGAGAACAGGAGGAGCGCGAUGGUGAGCCUGCCUCUGGGGCCCAGCGGCUCCUGUGCAGACGGGGUCCCUGCGGUGCCCGCGGAGGCCGAGGAGACCGUGUCCGUGAGCAGCUGUUUCGCAUCCGAGGACACGACGGAGGACUCGGGGGUGAUGAGCUCGCCCUCGGACAUCGUCUCCCUGGACUCCCAGCACGACAGCACCAAGUCGCGGGACAAGUGGGCCACCGACCAGGAGGACGGCAGCGACCAGGACCUGGCGGGGACCCCGGAGCUGGGUCCGCCCAAGAGCCCCGUGUGGGAGAGAAGCGGCCUUGGGCACUGGCAUUCCAGGGCGGAGAGGGCCGCAGCAGCCCCCGGGGAGGACGGGGGCCUGCUCAUCGCCGGGCAGUGGGAGCAGACCCUGGCGGGCCUGGACGAGGACCUGGAAGGGAUGGACGACAGUUAUGAGACCGACAGCAGCUCCGUCACCGGCUCCCUCAGCAGCGCAUCUGGUCGCCGCCUGCAGGGCACCAUCCCCGACGGUGACACCGACACCAUCCCUGUGACCUUCAUCGGGGAGGUCCUGGAUGACCCCGUGGAGCCGGGGCUGUUUUCCAACAGAAACAACAACGCCGGGUCUUUCGACCAGGGGAGCCCAGGAGGGCCCUCUGUCCCCCUUGCCACCGCCACCCGGAGGAACCGUGAGCCCGUGGGACCAGGCCGUGGUUCGGGUGCAAAGCAGAGCCCGAGUGACCACAGCACCAGCUCAGCCUGGGACCCCAGUGGCUCGCCGGACGGCCCCAGGAGCCCGCCGCCCCGCCUGGUGAAUGGCUCCCGGUGGGCCCCCGAGCAUGGCGAGCCCCCCGCCUCCCUGAGGGCCUCCAGCAGGGACAGCCACGCCACCCCUGAGCUGGAGGGGAGGCCCGGGGUGCUGUGCACAGAGAUUUGUGAGGCCGACGAGUCGCCACCCCCCAGCAUCUUCGGGCCAAAGAAGAAGUUCCGCCCUGUGGUCCAGAAGCCAGCGCCCAAGGACACCUCCCUGCACAGCGCCCUGAUGGAGGCCAUCCACUCGGCAGGCGGCAGGGACGGGCUGCGGAAGACGCCGGAGCCCAGCGCAGAGCGAGGGCCCAAGAAGCUGAGCUACGUGGAGCCGGAGAGCGAGCACUCGGCCCUGCUGGCAGCCAUCCGGGGGCACCGCGGCGCCUGCAGCCUGCGCAAGGUGGCGUCCUGUGCCUCUGAGGAGCUCCGGAGCUUCCGUGAGGCUGCGAGGUCCGCUCACGGGCCAGAACCAUCGGGCCUGGGAGACCCUGGCAGCCAGCCCCCAGCCACCCUGCCUCCCCCGCCCCCUCCGGCAGCCCCAGCUCCUCCUCCCGCCUCCAGGACAGCGCCCAGGGCCAGCGCCAGUGCCCUCGGCACCCCGGUGGACGCCAGGCAAGCCUUGAUGGACGCCAUCCGCUCGGGCACAGGGGCGGCCAGGCUGAGGAAGGUGCCCUUGCUCGUGUGAACCGGCAGGGAGCCCAGACUGGGGCAGAGACCCAGCUGCCAGACGCCCCUGUCGCCGCUCAGGCCGCCAGGAG